AUGUUAUACAUUUUUAUUUUUGUACUUUUUUCGGUUCCUGAAACAGUUUUUCCUGCUUGCGAUGUUUGUGAACAAUACUGUAAGUUUUUUGAGUCAAGGAAAAUAUUGAUGUGACUUUUGAAGCAAAAACUCCAACUUGGCAAUCAAUUAAUGAUAAAUUCGAAUUCGCAUGCCCAGAGGGUUGGAAAGUUUUUAAUAGAACACGUGGAACCUAUUGCAUGAAAAUUUUUUACACAAAUUAUCCACAAUAUAUUGCUUCUGCUCAAUGUGCAUUGUCAGAUGCAUAUUUACCUGGAAUCGAAUCUGAAACUGAAUGGACCUGGCUCUAUAGUAAGUACAUAUUCUCAAAAAAAUCUAGAUAAAACAUUAUGUGUAGUGAUCACAAAACAUUCCAAAAAUCUGUAUAAUUAUCGCUAAUCUGAAAAUUUUUUGACCUUUGAAAGUGAACUGAUAUAGCCUAGGAAACCAAACAUUUCCUGUCUCAACACAAAAGAUAAAAGGAGCCGACAAAGCCUACUGUACAUUUGGUUUUCUCUUCCAUGGCUUUAAUUAUUUGCGAAUUGACAAUAAAAUUUUUGCAGCAACUAUUCGGUCAUAUGUUGUGGCAAAUGGUGACGAUUAUGGUUAUUUUUGGGUUGGCGGAGCUCGAAUUCCAGCAUGUUCAUAUAACAUGUCAAAUUCUACAUGGUGUUCUCUUAGCUCGAAUGCAUUCAUCUGGGGAGAUUAUUAUUUGACUGGACCAGCAACUAUUCUUGACGCUCAUUUGAAAGGAGAUAAUGUGGGGUAAGUAUUUGACAACUGCAAUUCUUUCUAACGAGUAAUUCAUAUUUUCAGAGAAAUUCAGAAUUGUAUAAUAUUGAGAGUAAACGCAGAUUCGGGUCAAGCUUUAGAUGAUAUUUCGUGAGUUUGUUUGUAUCACUCACCACCUUGUAAUAUAAUUUUAUUUCAUUUCAGUUCAACCGUGGGCAUUAGUAGUGAUUCUUCAGUUAUACCAAGUGGUUAUGUUUGUGGAAAGCCAGCGGAUAUCGUGGGAUUGAAACCGACAUGUUCAACUUCUUAA
Molecule: messenger RNA, 1060 nt
Organism: Caenorhabditis angaria
Lineage: Eukaryota; Metazoa; Nematoda; Chromadorea; Rhabditida; Rhabditidae
Source: the annotation of a GenBank genome assembly